GAACCCGUUCGUACGGCGUCCGUGCAGUUCGUAAUCAUAGGUGACUUCAGAAUAUUUUUUUUUAUAAACUUUUUUUUUGUUCGUUUUUUUAUUUGUUAUUACUUUUUUUUAUUAUUAUUUUGGGUUUUUGCCACGUUAGCCGCAAUAACACACACAUUUGUCCCCGAAAGUUUGGCAUCGCUUAUUUGGACGAUAAACACGAAAAGCGAUCGUAAAUCAGAAAUACAGACUGAAAUCGGAAAUUACCGUCGACUGCAGAUGGACAUCAGUUGAAACUAGAUUCGAUCAGUAGUUAAUCUAAGACAAUGCAUGCAUGUCCUCCGUCUCACUGUAGUACCGAACGACAGAUAUUGAAGGAUCAAAAUCAAGUACACACCAAUAAUAACUGCAAAACCGUUGAGCCAAAACUAAAACACGCUCCAGCACUAACACCUAACGGAUCGACCGACAUUAAGACCCAAGAAAUAGAGAUGAACGAAAUAGUAACUGAAAAUCGUAAUUCAACAAUAGAUUUUUCGAAUGGUCACAGUAAUACAAAUGGUUCUAAAAUGGCAUUAGCAAAUAAUCAAAACGACAAAGGAUUCCCGGCAGAUGAUGACAGUUUAUUGCCGGACCAAACUGUUAUAGCCAAUGAGGUGAUCGGAAAUAUAGAUGACGAUACUCCAAAAGCGUUUAACAUAUACAGAAAUAAAAAGUUAUUAUCUCAUGGCAUGAUGGACGUUGCAUUGUUUUCUGCAAAUGCAAAUCAAUUAAGAUAUGUAUUAGAAAACAGUGAUGGUAGCGUCCUUUACGUCGUUUGUAUCGUGCUUUUGUUGACUAGCAUAUUUUUACAGAUUUUAGUUGGCGUAGCGCUUUUACUAAGUGCUCGAUAUAAUGUGACUAAUUGCGAACAACGAAAAAUGGCAUUUAAAUUGGGUAACUACGUCAUAGUUGGUAUAUUCCUUAUAACGGUCGUCAAUAUUUUCAUAACGUCAUUUGGAGGACCAGCAGUAAUUUCACCUGCAGUAGUGUUGUCAACUUCUGUGACUGAGAACCCAAAUUUAUUAUUAUAGAUCAAGGCCAUAGAGUUUAUCUUCGUAAAAUAUUAAAAUUAAUGGCAUUUUAAAUUUUAUUAAUAAAUAAACUAUAUCAUACUUAUAUAAUAAAAUAUCCAUGUACACACGAAUUUAUAACUUUUAAAGACUAAAGUUUAGACUAAUAAAAAUAAUUGGCAGGCUAAUGUCCUGAGUUGAUGAAGCCUUAUUCCCAAUAAAAAUAAAUAAAUAAAUAAAUAAUUGGAUAAGGGAUACUAAAAAAAAAAAAAAUCCAUUAUUCCCCUCAACUAAACAAUCUAUUUAAAUAAACAAUGUAUAAAUCUAAUAAAUAUUAUCGUUUUAUAUGACUAAAAUAGUAAAAUUAUAUUUAUGUACUUACCUACUUUAUUAGUUCAAUAUUUUUUUAAAAAUAUACUGCUUCAGAUUAUGAAAUUAAUAAAUAGAAAGUUACAGCAGAAAGUUUAACGAUCAAUGCAUCCAUUAUCAAGGUCAUAUAUAAAAAAUGGGAGAAAGAUUCGUCAAAAAUUGUUAUCAUUUUAUUGACAUAGGUAUAGGCGUAUAGUCAUUACUUAAUAUAUUUUUUAAUAUUUUUUCUAACUAUGAAUGUAAAAAAGAUUUUUUAAUUGUGAUUUAAUAACAAUAAAUAUUUUUAUAUAUUAAAAACUUCGAAUUAUUGAGUAGGUAUUCACUGUUAAUAUAAAGAACAUAGAAAUAUAAAAUAAAGACAUGUCUCUAUUAAUGUAAUUUAGAAUUGCAUAUAGGUGCUCUAUUAAAUAA
Molecule: messenger RNA, 1811 nt
Organism: Rhopalosiphum maidis (corn leaf aphid)
Lineage: Eukaryota; Metazoa; Arthropoda; Insecta; Hemiptera; Aphididae
Product: ninjurin-1-like
Exons: 4
Coding region: 306-1052 (248 amino acids)
Biological process (GO): cell adhesion; tissue regeneration
Cellular component (GO): membrane
Source: RefSeq, a predicted model, not a curated record